This is a messenger RNA of Dictyostelium purpureum, 680 nucleotides long. RefSeq lists its product as uncharacterized. Bases 51 to 641 code for a protein of 196 amino acids. Lineage: Eukaryota; Evosea; Eumycetozoa; Dictyosteliales; Dictyosteliaceae. The record is from RefSeq and is a predicted model, not a curated record. The transcript has 3 exons. Gene Ontology annotation, molecular function: glutathione transferase activity. Gene Ontology annotation, biological process: glutathione metabolic process.
AAUAAAUUUUAAUAAAUAAUUUUAAUAAUUAAUAUAAAAAAAUAAAUAAAAUGUCAGAAGUCCCAAGUUUAACUUAUUUCAAAGGUAGAGGUUUUGCUCAAUUUUCACGUGUUGCUCUUUCAUAUUUAAAUGUUCCAUUUGAAAAUGUUACUGUUGAAACUGUUGAUGAUGCCUUAAGAGAAAAAUUACCAUACGGUCAACUCCCAAUUUUCAGAGAUGGUGACUUUGUUGUUGCUCAAUCACAAACCAUUGCUCGUUAUAUCGCUAAAAAAUAUAACUUUGCUGGUAAAACCCUCCAAGAAGAAACCAAAGUUGAUGAAGUCAUCAGUGCCAUUCACAGUGACUUAUUCACUGCCCUCAGUCCAGCUACUUUAGAUAAAGAAAAACUUAAAAACAUUACUUUCCCAAAAAUCUUUGGUAAAUACAAUAACGAAUUAAAAGAAAAGAAAUAUUUAGUUGGUGAUUCAUAUACCAUUGCUGAUUUAUAUGUUUAUGUUGCUUAUGAAUAUAUCCAAUUCCGUGGUUUUUCUGAAGAUGUUAAUGCCACUCAAUACCCACAACUUGAAGAAUUAAAGAAAUAUUUUGAAUCAAAUGCUGGUGUCCAAGAAUACCUUAAAAAUAGACCAGAAACCCAAUUUUAAAUAAAGCCAAAAUAAAUAAAACAAUAGUUAUAUAAAAUU